Molecule: messenger RNA, 2202 nt
Organism: Planococcus citri (citrus mealybug)
Lineage: Eukaryota; Metazoa; Arthropoda; Insecta; Hemiptera; Pseudococcidae
Product: D-3-phosphoglycerate dehydrogenase-like
Exons: 13
Coding region: 334-1932 (532 amino acids)
Molecular function (GO): phosphoglycerate dehydrogenase activity; NAD binding
Source: RefSeq, a predicted model, not a curated record
AUCUGUCGGAAAGAAAUCAUUUGAAUUAAAUUCUGAUGAAACUUUUCGAUUAAUUACAUUCUGUAUCUCGAUAAACAGAUGUAAAUUCGUCAUACAAAAUAGAAAAUACUUUCGCCCAGCCAAUUCAAUAAUUCGUUCUUCACGACAAAUUCCAUUCAAAUUUCAUAUCAUCAUCGUCAUUAACGCGAAAAGACCGGAGUAUAUUUGAUGCUGUAGUAGGAAAUUUUGCUUCAGUUUUGCUGUAGCUCUCAAGCUCUCAAGACUUCACUGCGUGUAUCUAUCUCUCCUGUUGCCUAAUUGAAACGCUGUGUUCGUCUUCGAAAAAAAAUCAACAUGUCUGUUAAAAUCACCAAAGUUUUAAUUAGCGACAACGUAGACCAGAAAUGUGAAGACCUGUUAACUGCUAAUGGGGUAGAAGUUGUUCGAAAAUGCAAUCUGAAACCGGAAGAACUCAUUAAAGAAUUAGAGAAUUGUAACGGAUUAAUUGUUCGCUCAGAGACCAAAGUCACUAAAGAAAUUCUCGAUAAUGCUAAAUCACUCAAAGUAAUCGGGCGUGCUGGAACUGGUGUUGAUAACAUUGAUGUGACGGCAGCUACAAGAAGAGGAAUUAUUGUUUUGAAUGCUCCAAAUGGAAAUUCUAUCAGUGCCUGCGAAUUGGCUUGCUCAUUUAUUACUAUCCUGGCCAGAAACAUAACCGGUGCUUGUCAAUCAAUGAAAGAAGGUAGAUGGGAUCGGAAAGCAUUUUCAAAUGGUUCCGAGUUGUUGGGGAAGACUUUGGCUAUUAUAGGAUUGGGUCGGAUAGGGAAGGAGGUUGCUAUCAGAAUGAAGUCUUUUGGAAUGCAAGUUGUAGGUUAUGAUCCUUUUGUGACUGCUGAAGAAGCCAAGUUAUACUCGAUAGUUAAAAUGGAAUUGGAUGAUAUUUGGCCUUUGGCUGAUUACAUUACCAUUCACACUCCUCUCAUACCUCAAACUAGAAAUCUUCUCAAUAAAUCAGUAUUCGCUCGUUGCAAACGUGAAUUCCGUAUAGUAAACGCUGCUCGUGGUGGUAUUAUUAACGAGGAAGACUUAUUGGAAGCCUUAAACAAUGGAACAUGUGCCGGUGCAGCUUUGGAUGUUUUCAGUGAAGAGCCACCAUCCAAUGCAAUUUCAAAAAAUUUAAUAGCUCAUCCUAAAGUUAUCGCUACGCCACACCUCGGCGCAUCUACUAAAGAAGCUCAAACCAGGGUUGCCGUCGAAGUAGCCGAGCAAUUUGUAUCGUUGAAUGAUGCAUCAUCCGAGUAUAAAGUUACUGGUAUACUGAAUGCUCCAGCUUUAUUGGCUAGUCGACAGUCUGAAAAUGCAGCUUGGUUGGAAUUAGCUGAACAGCUAGGUAGAGUGAUUUCGCGAAUUUCUAAAGAGUAUACUUUGAAGGGUUCCAAUAUCAAGAUCACGUUGGCUGGCCCUGAAAUACAGAAUAUGAAAUUCUUAAGCACAUCCGUUCUAUUGGGAUUACUAUCAGGGAACAUUCAAAAUGGUUACAAUCUCAUCAACUCUCCUUUGUAUGCCAAAGAAGCCGGGUUAAAUUUCUUCUUUGAAGAAUUCAACGAUAAAAUAAAAAUCGUCAGUAUUACUAAUCGCAAUAUCCUUAAAAUAUCCGCUCAUAAUGAUACUGUUCCGUUGUUCUCUGCCGAAGGUACUGUAAUUGACAAUGUGCCAUAUCUGUUGCAAAUCAACGACGCUGCAUUCCCUCCUGCCAGUGUUCAGCUACUGAAAAAUAUUCAAAUAUACAGCUGUGACAUUGAUAAAGUCUCAGUGGCCAUUAGCGCUGCCAUGAGUAAUAAUGAAAAAGUUACUAACUUAUCGAUUGCGUAUGGUAAACAGGCGUGGAUCGCGUUGAUUGCAGAUAAAUUAAAGGAUAACGUAGCUAUACCGGAGAACGUGCGUCAAUUUUAAUUGACAUUUUGGAAUUAAUAUUAAGGUUAUGUUGAAUUAUCAUCGUGUUUAUUUGCUAUAUACGUUGUUUUUUAUUUUAAAAAUUCAUUCAAUUCCCAUCAAAUCAUGUAUUUUGUCAUUCGUUUUCAACUAUUAAAGAUUUAAGGUAAUUGUAAUCAGAAGAACAUGCCUAAUAUUAACGUUUAUGUGAUCAAUUCUAAUGUACAUCCAUCUUUAUAAGUUCAUUUGUUACGUUAUUUUGUACUUGGAAUAUAAAAAUAUUCAUUUUUA